AUGAAGCGGUCACGCGAACCGGAGAAGGAGGACCCUCCGUCCCAACAACAAACAGCAUUAUCUCCUUAUCCAGCAGACCAACAGCACACAGGUGAUACCACCGGUACAACAACGAGCCGAUCUACCAGCGCCGAUGUCUCCGGUUCACCACCCGCUGCCAAGAUCGCUGAGCUGGAUCCCGCCGAAAGCCCCAGCCAAGCCGGGAUGCAGAUGAAGUGUUCGCUGCCGCCACACAAGGACAUACUGGUGUUUUCGACCUACUCCGAGUACGAAUCCCAUUACAACAGCACCCACACCAACCGGUGUCUCGAGUGCCGUAAGAACUUCCCCUCGGCUUAUCUGCUCGGGCUGCACAUCGAGGAGAAUCAUGACUCCUUUAUGUCUGUCAAAAGAGACAGAGGUGAACACACGUACUCCUGCUUCGUGGAAGGUUGCGACCGGAAAUGCAUGACGCCCCAAAAGCGACGGAUGCAUCUCAUCGAUAAGCACAUGUAUCCCAGAAAUUUCUUCUUCGCGGUGACCCUGCACGGUAUCGACGGGCGGCAAUCGAUGCUGCUGGAUGAGCGGCGGAAACCGGGCAACAGGGCACCGACAACGGCAACAAAAACGGGCUCUCCGAAGCCCAAGCCCACCUCCAAGUCAAAACCUCCCUCAGAGACGAAGGAGAAGCAAAUGGAAGGGCAGAUGGAAGUAGACCAGCCCGAGCUUGAGACCGCUCCAACAUCGACGAAAACUGAAGCUGAGAUGACUGACGAACAGCAUGAGGAGCCGGUGAAGGAGACGGUUGACGUGGAUAUGGGCGACUUGGUAGGCAAGAUGUCGGCACUGCAGUUUGUGCCCUCCAGCGUGAGAUUUGGUCGUGGAGGACGGAAGACUGGAUUCGCUAGAGGGUGA
Messenger RNA from Sordaria macrospora k-hell, 894 nucleotides. RefSeq lists its product as uncharacterized. NCBI's taxonomy places the organism in Eukaryota, Fungi, Ascomycota, Sordariomycetes, Sordariales, Sordariaceae. The record is from RefSeq and is a predicted model, not a curated record.